This is a messenger RNA of Meleagris gallopavo (turkey), 1522 nucleotides long. The record is from RefSeq and is a predicted model, not a curated record. Lineage: Eukaryota; Metazoa; Chordata; Aves; Galliformes; Phasianidae.
UUUUGCAUUUGUUCCACAAUUUUUGCAAUUCAAAACUCUUUUCUUCCUCCUCCCUUCCUCCACUUUUUAUAGGGCAAUUUGCAAAAAGGAAGAAGACUUCACUUUGGUUCACAGUCUCUCUACUGGUGGUGUCCAUUUUCAUACUGACCAUAGGUCUGGCAGCUACAACAAGAACAGAAAAUGUUACUGUGGGAGGCUACUACCCAGGCAUCAUUGGAUUGUUGGCAUCCACCUGGUAGAGAACAGAAGACAAAUGUUAGUAGCCUCCAUCGUGUUUAUCAGCUUUGGCGUGGUAGCAGCAUUCUGUUGUGCAAUAGUUGAUGGAGUGUUUGCAGCACGGCAUAUAGAACCUAGACCUUUGUAUAACAGAAGAUGCCAGUUUUAUUCAAGUGGAGUAGGAUUCCUAUAUGAUGCCUACCAAACAGAGGUGACAUGUUACACCUUAAACACCAAGUGCCAGCUGAAAGUAAAGAGUAACACGUGCUAUUGCUGUGACCUGUACAACUGUGAGAACUCAGAGCAGUCCUCCAGCUACUACGAAUUUCUUGGCGUGAGCAGCUGUCAGGAUGUGGUUCACCUGUAUAGGCUGCUGUGGUCCUCCACAGUCCUGAACAUCAUCGGAUUGUUUCUGGGGAUCAUCACAGCAGCCAUUCUUGGAGCAUUUAAAGACAUGGUACCUAUGUCCCAAAUUGCUUUCAGUGCCGCACCACCUCCUCAGAUCCUUUACAACCCUGCCCAGCAGAUCCUGACAUAUGCUGGAUUUUGUCCUUCUGCAGCAACAAUUUCUACAUAUCCAUCCUACCCAUUGCCCCUUCAGCCUGCCAGCAAUUUUCCAGGAACAUCAUCUACUGACAUUUCUAUAUCAGAAGAAACUCAGCCUCCAUCUCAGUCCAGCUCCAGCUACGGCCUUCCCCCCAAUGCUCCGCCCCUCUAUGCACCAACUUACUUCUUGCCUGGAGAAAAGCCUCCACCAUAUGCACCAUAGGACCAAGUAUUCAUUUGAGGUAGUUAGCAGGCACUGUUUUUAAGAAACCUUUGGAAACCCUGUGCUGUGCAGGCACUAGACUUUCCAAGGAACCCACUACAGAGUGUGUUAUAGCCACUCUGCUUUUAGGCACAUCUCACUAAGCAGAGCAGAAACCUGGAAAUAUCAGGGCAGGCUCAUCACCAGUGGUGUGACAGGUCACCACCCAGUCUGCCUAAGGUCAAAUGCAGUACUGCUUUCUACUUACCAUGAGUUUUUUUCCUUCUCCCUAUACUGCAGAGUGUUCUUCUUCCAGAGGAGAAUUGAAGAAAACACUCUGGAUACAUGCUCUGCUUUCAUAAACCAAUAUAGAAGGGUUUUAGUCUGUGUUGUCUGAAUGAGUAUUCUGGAGCCCUACGAGUCAAUUGCUUUGGGUAGAAAGAGCCUAGGUGUUUGUUUGCUUGUGGUAUUUAUUUAAGAACCCUCUUUGGUGAAAGCGUUGUACCAAUAAAAAAAGUGUGUCAAUUAUUUUCCAAUAAAAUUGACUGUGUAUAUUUA